CUAUUUGAGGGAGGAGAGGAGGAUGACCCCACCAUGUCCUUGCCCGACCUCGAUGACCGUCUCCCACCAGUCCCUCCACUCCACCGCCCACUCAACCCAUCCCAGGUACCUGUCGUCACACCCCCUGAUGACACUGCACCACCAGCUGCCAGUCAGGACCCAGGGGAUGAUGAGUACAUAGGACCUGAUGGGGUUAGUGGAUACCAGCACGUGGUCCUCCUGGCCACUAGUCAGCCACUGCCACCUCCACCCAGUCUGUCUUCCACCUCCCUCCCUAUAACGCCAGUCUUCCAAGACCUGCCUUUGACCUCCACUCCUCUUCCCCCUCCUGCUGGUGGACCCAAGGUUUCCAGGACCACCGAAUGGAGGAGGAGGAAGAAGCUGGAGUCUGGCAUUAAAGUCAGAGCGCACAAGCCAUACGAAGGCUAUAAGUGCUCUAAAUGUGGCAAGCCUAAAACUUCUGAGUUUGGACACAGUAUGUAUGGUUCUGUGAGAUUCUGUGCCGCUACCUCUGGUGGCCAAACUGUGGAGGAGUGACUGGCACUCAUGAGGACCCAGCAUGGUGCUAGCCAAGGCCAGUAAAAUCUGACUCGUGUGUACAUUGUAAAGUUGUUUUUGUACGUAUGUUCUUUGUAAAAAAAAAAAUGUACGACGUUCAUUG
Messenger RNA from Oncorhynchus mykiss (rainbow trout), 661 nucleotides. Lineage: Eukaryota; Metazoa; Chordata; Actinopteri; Salmoniformes; Salmonidae. The record is from RefSeq and is a predicted model, not a curated record.